GUCGCUUGCGCUGCAGCAGCUAUUAUUAUUCCUCCCUCCCUACCACUCUAGCUCCGGCGCCUCCCCUUCCCCGCACAGCGCUCAAGGACCUCCUCGUUCCACCGACGGACUGACAUCCCCCGUCCUUACUUAAACCCCGCAUUUGCCUUUCUUGUCCGGGCUUGUCUCCAUCUUCGCUCCACUCCUCUUCCUACCGACCUUUUCACAUUCAAACAACUUCACAAACCGUCACCAUGGGCAAGGACGACCAAUCUAAGACCUACCGCUACAAUGAGACUCCCAUUUACACUACCUCCAAUGGCUGUCCAGUUAUGGAUCCCCAGGCUGCUCAGCGCAUUGGCAAGAACGGACCUCUUCUGCUCCAGGACUUUCACCUGAUUGAUUUGCUUGCACACUUUGACAGAGAGAGAAUCCCAGAGCGUGUUGUCCACGCCAAGGGUUCUGGCGCCUUUGGUGAGUUCGAGGUCACCGAUGACAUCAGCGACAUCACUGUCAUCGACAUGCUCAAGGGCAUUGGCAAGAAGACCAAGCUGUUCACCCGUUUCUCUACCGUCGGUGGUGAGAAGGGCUCCGCGGACAGCGCCCGUGAUCCACGUGGCUUCGCCAUCAAGUUCUACACCGAGGAGGGCAACUGGGACUGGGUCUUCAACAACACCCCUGUCUUCUUCCUCCGUGACCCCGCCAAGUUCCCCAUAUUCAUCCACACCCAGAAGCGCAACCCCCAGACCAACCUCAAGGAUGCCACCAUGUUCUGGGACUACCUCUCUACUCACCAGGAGGCCGUCCACCAGAUUAUGCACCUUUUCAGUGACCGUGGUACCCCUUACUCCUACCGCCACAUGAACGGCUACUCUGGCCACACCUACAAGUGGAUCAAGCCCGAUGGCACCUUCAACUACGUCCAGAUCCAUCUCAAGACCGACCAGGGCAACAAGACCUUUAAUAACGAGGAGGCCACCCGCCUGGCGGCUGAUAAUCCCGAUUGGCACACCCAGGAUUUGUUCAAUGCCAUUGCGCGGGGCGAGAAUCCCUCAUGGACCUGUUACGUCCAAGUUCUGAGCCCCGAGCAGGCCGAGAAGUUCCGCUGGAACGUCUUCGACCUGACCAAGGUCUGGCCUCAGAGCGAGGUGCCUCUGCGUCGUUUUGGCAAGCUCACCCUAAACAAGAACCCCGAGAACUACUUUGCGGAGGUUGAGCAGGCCGCUUUCUCCCCCUCGCAUAUGGUCCCGGGCGUCGAGCCUUCAGCCGACCCCGUGCUGCAGUCCCGCCUCUUCUCUUACCCCGAUACCCACCGCCACCGUCUGAGCGGCAACUAUGAACAGAUCCCCGUCAACUGCCCGCUCCGCUCCUUCAACCCCACGCAUCGUGACGGCUACAUGAACGUGCACGGAAACUAUGGCGCCAAUCCCAACUACCCCUCCACGUUCCGUCCUAUCCGCUACCAGCCCGUCAAGGCCAGUCAGGAACACGAGAAGUGGUCCGGCUCUGUCGUUGUUGAGCAGCUGCCUGUUACUGACGACGACUACGUCCAGGCCAACGGUCUCUGGCAGGUUCUGGGGCGUCAGCACGGCCAGCAGAACAACUUUGUUCACAACGUCUCUUCCCAUCUGAGCGCUGCCCAUGAGCGUGUGCGCAAGGCCACCUACGGCAUGUUCCGUCGCGUCAACGCAGACCUGGGUGCUCGUAUCGAGAAGGCUACGGAGGCCAAGGCCAACAACACCGCUCGUCUGUAAAUCAAAGCCUACCUAGUUGUAUUAGCCUUGUUUCUUGGUUGGCGUGCAUGAUCAGCAUAAAAUGAUGAUUAAAAAGAUAUGAUACCUGUCUCCGAAAUGAUUGCAUUUUGCAUUGUCUUGGGUGUAUUGAACGUCUUUUAGAUGACCAGCAAUAUAAGAAUUAUCGCU
Molecule: messenger RNA, 1901 nt
Organism: Aspergillus sclerotioniger CBS 115572
Lineage: Eukaryota; Fungi; Ascomycota; Eurotiomycetes; Eurotiales; Aspergillaceae
Gene: fgaCat
Product: catalase easC
Exons: 3
Coding region: 234-1733 (499 amino acids)
Biological process (GO): response to hydrogen peroxide; hydrogen peroxide catabolic process
Cellular component (GO): mitochondrion; peroxisome; cytoplasm
Molecular function (GO): catalase activity; heme binding
Source: RefSeq, a predicted model, not a curated record